UCUGUCAUCAUGCCUUUGGGCACGGAAUAGGUGUGUGGGAAUCUCUCUGAUCCCUAGAGUUUCCGGGUAGCUGCAUCUGUUCCCAGCGGGUCUACUCAGGCAGACAGCUCAGAGUUGAGGAGCAGAUCUCAGGGUGGGUGAGCAGGAAUUGCUGUGUGUCCUUGGCCUAACCAUAGUCACUCUCUGGGCGGUGCCUUAUGUCUGUUCUACCAGAUUACUCUCGGGACACUGACUGGCCUACAGUAUUCUGGGGUUUGACGGUUCACUGCAGAGCCUCUGAGUCUCAGAGUGAGGCUUGGAAUAGGAAGUCCUAGAAUGGUGUUAGGACUGAGAGAGGGCGGGCUUGGGAGGGCAGGAAGUGGGCUCUGGCUGAUUUACCUGCCCACCCUUUCCCGGCCCUCGAGGCUGCUGACUACAGUCAGAUGGGACCCAAAGGAGGGACUUGGCUCAGGACAAAUCUGUCAUUGGCUUGUAUUGAACCUGAACCACAGUUUCCUGUCCCCCGAGAGGGGUUAGAAGUUUUAGGGAUGUUUAGAUCAGAGUACAGUUAAGAGAUGUCUCUCUCAACCUCUUUGUCAGCCCUGGGGCUCCCUAGGAACCUCCUGGAAAAGUUUUGAAAAACCUCCGAGAUGGGAUUGACCACCAACUCGGUGCAGCUGCUGGGUACUGAGGCUGGCAGCUUAUGUCCCCACCUGAGCACUUAAGCAAGAAUCCAAAACUAUGCUGUGCCUUGUCCUUCCUUGGGGACCCCUGUCCUGCUAUCUACCUGGGUCUGCCCUGACACCUGUCAGUCUGUGAAGGUCUCUAAUUCUGCCUGGCUCUCUGCUGCCAGCCCUGUCUCCCUCGCUGGGUUCCAGACUCUGUCUCCAGUUGAUAAGUGCCUGUCUUCAUGAAUUGGGUCCCCCGAUAAUUGUUGAGUGGCUUCUUCCUCCUGUCUCUGCAUGUUCAGAUGAGUCUCCGUCACAUAGAUGCGAGUUUCCUUCUGGAUAGUGAAAGUGUAUUCUUGCCUUUACCACUGGAUACAGGUCUCCCAACACCUCUAUGUAUUGACUAUAUGUGCCUGUCUGUUUCUGUCUGUCCGGGGAUGGUCCUAGGAUGUCCCUUGCCAAAGGUCCUUGUAUUAUGCCUCCCUGCCUGUUGGAUGAAUGUAUUAUAUGCUACGUACACGCUGUAUGUAUGUCUUGUCUGAUGGGUGUCCUUGGCUUCCACUACAUGGUAGAUGCCUGUCUCUGUCUACAGGAUACCAUGUCAGGUCCCUGUUGUUCUAGGACCUAUCUGCUCAGCAGCUGGGUUGAUAUGGGACUUUCUCGCUGUAGGAGGAUGAAGGGGAGGGCCAGAGGGCAGACCUCAGGCACCGGGUAGUUGGGGGAGAGAGAAGGGAACAGAGUGAGGGUGGAUGGCUGGAGCUGGGAAACCACAGGCCCUGUCUGAUUGGCUGUCUUGAGCCUGGCCCAGCCCCCACGCCUUCACCCUGCACAUCCGCCUUGGGCCCAGCCACCUCCUUGGCAGUCCCAGUUGUUGCUUACCCUUGCCAUGGUGCCGUGGCCCUGCUGGGCGGAUGGAGCAGGACCCCAAGCUGCCCCGUCUGUGGCUCAGGACCCUGCUCCCCUGGCUACUCAGGAAGCAACGGUCCAGGAUCAGCCAGACUCUGCCUGGCCCUGGCUCUGGUCCCCAGCAGGACUCGGAUGAGGGCAUCCUCAAGGAGAUCUCUAUCACACACCACGUCAAGGCUGGCUCUGAGAAGGCUGAUCCAUCCCAUUUUGAGCUCCUCAAGGUUCUGGGCCAAGGAUCCUUUGGCAAAGUCUUCCUGGUACGCAAGGUCACCCGGCCUGACAAUGGGCACUUGUAUGCCAUGAAAGUAUUAAAGAAGGCCACGCUGAAAGUGCGUGACCGUGUUCGGACCAAGAUGGAGAGAGACAUCCUAGCUGACGUGAACCACCCCUUCGUAGUGAAACUGCACUAUGCCUUCCAGACCGAGGGCAAGCUCUAUCUUAUUCUGGACUUUCUGCGUGGUGGAGACCUGUUCACACGACUCUCAAAGGAGGUUAUGUUUACAGAGGAGGAUGUGAAGUUUUACCUGGCUGAGCUGGCACUGGGCCUGGACCACCUGCACAGCUUGGGCAUCAUUUACAGAGACCUCAAGCCUGAGAAUAUCCUUUUGGAUGAGGAGGGCCACAUCAAACUCACUGACUUUGGCCUGAGCAAGGAGGCCAUUGACCACGAAAAGAAGGCCUAUUCCUUCUGCGGGACGGUGGAGUACAUGGCCCCCGAGGUUGUCAACCGCCAGGGCCACACCCACAGUGCAGAUUGGUGGUCCUAUGGGGUGUUGAUGUUUGAGAUGCUGACGGGCUCCCUGCCCUUCCAGGGGAAGGACCGGAAGGAGACCAUGACCUUGAUUUUGAAGGCAAAGCUAGGCAUGCCCCAGUUUCUGAGCACGGAAGCCCAGAGCCUCCUGCGGGCCCUGUUCAAGAGGAAUCCUGCCAACCGGCUUGGCUCAGGCCCCGAUGGGGCUGAGGAAAUUAAGAGACAUAUCUUCUACUCUACCAUUGACUGGAAUAAGCUCUACCGCCGUGAGAUCAAGCCACCUUUCAAGCCCGCUGUGGCCCAGCCGGAUGACACCUUCUACUUUGAUACCGAGUUCACGUCACGCACACCCAGGGAUUCGCCGGGCAUCCCCCCCAGUGCUGGUGCCCAUCAGCUCUUCCGUGGCUUCAGCUUCGUGGCCACCGGUCUGAUGGAGGAUGACAGCAAGCCUCGGGCCACCCAGGCUCCGCUGCACUCGGUGGUACAGCAACUCCACGGGAAGAACUUGGUUUUCAGCGAUGGCUACAUAGUAAAGGAGACGAUCGGCGUGGGCUCCUACUCUGUGUGUAAGCGCUGUGUCCACAAGGCCACCAACAUGGAGUACGCAGUCAAAGUCAUCGACAAAAGCAAAAGAGAUCCCUCCGAAGAGAUCGAGAUUCUUCUGCGGUAUGGACAGCACCCCAACAUCAUCACCCUGAAAGAUGUGUAUGACGACAGUAAGCACGUAUACCUGGUGACAGAGCUGAUGAGGGGCGGGGAGCUGCUGGAUAAGAUCCUACGGCAGAAAUUCUUCUCAGAGCGGGAGGCCAGCUUCGUCCUGUACACCAUCAGCAAGACUGUGGAAUACUUGCACUCCCAAGGGGUCGUCCACAGGGACCUCAAACCCAGUAACAUCCUGUAUGUGGAUGAGUCUGGGAACCCCGAAUGCCUACGAAUAUGCGACUUUGGCUUUGCCAAGCAGCUACGGGCUGAGAACGGGCUUCUCAUGACACCUUGCUACACAGCCAACUUUGUGGCACCUGAGGUGCUGAAGCGUCAGGGCUACGAUGAAGGCUGUGACAUAUGGAGCCUGGGCGUUCUGCUGUACACGAUGCUGGCAGGAUACACUCCAUUUGCCAAUGGGCCCAGUGAUACCCCAGAGGAGAUCCUCACCCGGAUCAGCAGUGGGAAGUUCACCCUCAACGGGGGAAACUGGAACACGGUUUCAGAGACAGCCAAGGACUUAGUAUCUAAGAUGCUGCAUGUGGACCCCCACCAGCGCCUCACAGCCAAACAGGUUCUGCAGCACCCGUGGAUCACCCAGAAAGACAAGCUCCCCCAGAGCCAGUUGUCCCACCAAGACCUGCAGCUUGUGAAGGGGGCCAUGGCAGCUACAUAUUCUGCACUCAGUAGCUCCAAACCCACCCCCCAGCUCAAGCCAAUCGAGUCGUCCAUCCUGGCCCAGCGGCGGGUGAGGAAGCUGCCAUCCACCACCCUGUGAACCGCAGCGCAGACAAACUCCUUGGAGGCAGAGUCCUUCCCAGAGGGAGCAAGCCUGAGUCACAGGACCAAGUGGAAUGGAGUCCUAAAGGAAGCAACUAGCCCAGCUCACCCGUGCGGGUGUGAAGUGCCUUCCUCCCCAGGACGGGCUCUUCUGGGCUCAGGCUCCAUUGUGUGAAAUCCACUCACUGUACAAACUAUUUUUUAAGAAAGGAAAAGAAAAAUGACAUCAUUUACCAUGGAUUUUUUUUUUACAAGAUCCAUUUGCCUUUUUGGCCAUUGCAGUCCCAGGAGGAACACCCAGUCCCAUGUGUGGCCAAGACUCCCGUGAUAGCUUUGGGACUCCGCCCCUCUGUUGGUCAAGGAGCCAUCUGCACCCGCCUCCGAGCAGUUCGGCGUUGCCUCUCAGAGUUGUCGACUGGCUCCUCAGCAGAACUUGGUGUCCCCAGCCAUCUCUUUUUCCAUUCUGUUCUGGGGUUCUCGAACCACUUUCUGCUAAGAGCCCGGGACCCCACCCUGUCAGCUCUUGGCUCCAGGCACCAGCAUCCACAGCGCCCAUGCGCAGUGGGCCCCUGCAGUCAGAACGGGCAGCCCCGUGGAGAGGAGACGGAGAGCACUUUUUGGGAGACUUCCUGUCUGCCACUGGACAGAGUUCACAGGAGACCAGGGAGGUAGUCCACGGGGGAUGAGGGCUUUUCCCUUUCCUCCUCAGCUGGUAACUCAGGGUUCAUCUGUCCAAGGCCUUUCUAAUAAACCUACAGUCCAGUCAAA
Molecule: messenger RNA, 4554 nt
Organism: Rattus norvegicus (Norway rat)
Lineage: Eukaryota; Metazoa; Chordata; Mammalia; Rodentia; Muridae
Gene: Rps6ka1
Product: ribosomal protein S6 kinase A1
Biological process (GO): intracellular signal transduction
Cellular component (GO): cytoplasm; nucleus
Molecular function (GO): protein serine kinase activity; ATP binding; protein serine/threonine kinase activity
Source: RefSeq, a predicted model, not a curated record